Molecule: messenger RNA, 3456 nt
Organism: Haemorhous mexicanus (house finch)
Lineage: Eukaryota; Metazoa; Chordata; Aves; Passeriformes; Fringillidae
Gene: LRRC40
Product: leucine rich repeat containing 40
Exons: 15
Coding region: 39-1853 (604 amino acids)
Molecular function (GO): protein binding
Source: RefSeq, a predicted model, not a curated record
CCGGCCCCGGCCCCGGCUCCGCUCCGGCUGUGUCGGCGAUGGCGGCGGCUCGGCGGGCGCGGGCGGGCGGCGGCGGCGGCGCGGGGCCGGGGUUCGGGCGGGCGGCCGAGCCGCCGCCGGUGCCGCAGGGGCUGCUGCGGCUGGCGCGGCGCAGCGGGCAGCUCAACCUGGCGGGACGCGGCCUCACCCACGUGCCCGAGCACGUGUGGAGGAUCAACCUGGACACGCCGGAGGAAGCCCAGCAGAACCUGUCCUUCGGAGCUGCCGAUCGCUGGUGGGAGCAGACGGACCUGACCAAGCUGAUCCUGGCCUCCAACAAGCUGCAGAGCCUCUCGGAGGAUGUGCAGCUGCUGCCUGCCCUCACCAUGCUGGACGUGCAUGACAAUCAACUGACAUCACUUCCUUCUGCUUUAGGGCAGCUUGAAAAUCUCCAGAAGCUCGAUGUCAGCCACAACAAACUGAGGAGCCUUCCCGAGGAGCUGCUGCAGCUGCCCCGUCUGAGGAGCCUCCUGGUGCAGCACAACGAGCUGAGCCAGCUGCCCGAGGGGCUGGGGCAGCUCCUCAGCUUGGAAGAGCUGGAUGUGUCCAACAAUCAGCUCACAGCCAUCCCCACCAGUUUUGCUCUGCUGGUGAACUUGGUGCGGCUCAACCUGGCCUGUAACCAGCUCAAGGAGCUGCCUGCAGAUCUCAGUGCCAUGAAAAGCUUGAGGCAACUGGAUUGUACCAAAAAUUACCUGGAAACAGUACCUCCUAAAUUAGCAACCAUGGCAUCCCUGGAGCAGCUUUACCUGAGGAAAAACAAACUGCGUUCCUUGCCAGAGCUUCCCUCCUGCAAGUUACUGAAGGAGUUACACGCUGGGGAGAAUCAGAUUGAAACCCUGAAUGCAGAGAAUCUGAAGCAGCUGAGCUCCCUGUGUGUGCUGGAGCUCAGGGACAACAAGAUCAAGGCAGUGCCCGAGGAGAUCACAGUGCUGCAGAAGCUGGAGAGGCUCGACCUGGCCAACAAUGACAUCAGUAGGUUGCCUUACACCCUGGGGAACCUCCCUCAGCUGAAAUUCCUGGCCCUGGAGGGAAAUCCUUUGAGAACCAUUCGGAGAGACCUGCUGCAAAAAGGCACCCAGGAACUGCUGAAAUAUCUGAGAAGCAAAAUCCAAGAUGAUGGACCUGGCCCCAAUGAAGAGCCUCCUGUGACAGCCAUGACUCUUCCCAGCCAGUCCAAGGUCAACAUCCACGCCAUAGCCACACUGAAAUUAUUGGAAUACAGUGACAAGCAGGCUGCCGAGAUCCCCGAGGCCGUGUUCGAUGCCGUGGGCACCAACCCCGUGGCCACCGUCAACUUCAGCAAGAACCAGCUCAGGGAGAUCCCCCCAAGGCUUGUGGAGCUGAAAGACUCCGUUUGUGAUGUCAGCCUGGGCUUCAACAAAAUCUCCUCCAUUUCCUCGGGGCUGUGCCUGCUCCAGAAGCUGACACAUUUGGAUCUCAGAAACAAUGUUCUGACAGCCUUGCCUGAGGAAAUGGAGGCACUGAAAAGACUGCACACAAUAAAUCUUGCUUUUAAUAGAUUUAAGGUGUUUCCCAGUGUCCUGUAUCACCUCCCAGCCCUGGAGAACAUCCUGCUCAGCAACAACCAGGUGGGAUCCAUCGACCCCGUGCAGCUGAAGGGGCUGGACAAGCUGGGAACGCUGGACCUGCAGAACAAUGACCUCCUCCAGGUGCCCCCAGAGCUGGGCAACUGUGAGAACCUCAGGAGCCUGCUGCUGGAAGGGAACCCGUUCCGCACGCCCCGCGCCGCCGUGCUGGCCAAGGGCACGGCUGCCGUGCUGGAGUACCUGCGCAGCCGCAUCCCCUCCUGAGCCUGGGCACUGCUCCUGAGCCUGGGCACUGCCACCUGAGCCUGGGCACUGCUCCUGAGCCUGGGCACUGCCACCUGAGCCCUGGGCAUUCCUCCUGAGCCCUGGGCAUUCCCACCUCAGCCAUGAACAUGGCCUGGCCAAGGGCACGGCUGCCGUGCUGGAGUACCUGCGCAGCCGCAUCCCCUCCUGAGCCUGGGCACUGCUCCUGAGCCUGGGCACUGCUCCUGAGCCUGGGCACUGCUCCUGAGCCUGGGCACUGCUCCUGAGCCUGGGCACUGCUCCUGAGCCUGGGCACUGCUCCUGAGCCUGGCCAUUCCCACCUCAGCCAUGAACAUGGCCUGGCCAAGGGCACGGCUGCCGUGCUGGAGUACCUGCGCAGCCGCAUCCCCUCCUGAGCCUGGGCACUGCUCCUGAGCCUGGGCACUGCCACCUGAGCCCUGGGCACUGCCACCUGAGCCCUGGGCACUGCUCCUGAGCCCUGGGCAUUCCUCCUGAGCCUGGCCAUUCCCACCUCAGCCAUGAACAUGGCCUGGCCAAGGGCACGGCUGCCGUGCUGGAGUACCUGCGCAGCCGCAUCCCCUCCUGAGCCUGGGCACUGCUCCUGAGCCUGGGCACUGCUCCUGAGCCUGGGCACUGCUCCUGAGCCCUGGGCACUGCUCCUGAGCCUGGGCACUGCCACCUGAGCCUGGGCACUGCUCCUGAGCCCUGGGCAUUCCCACCUCAGCCAUGAACAUGGCCUGGCCAAGGGCGCGGCUGCCGUGCUGGAGUACCUGCGCAGCCGCAUCCCCUCCUGAGCCCUGGGCACUGCUCCUGAGCCUGGGCACUGCUCCUGAGCCCUGGGCACUGCCACCUGAGCCUGGGCACUGCUCCUGAGCCCUGGGCACUGCCACCUGAGCCCUGGGCAUUCCUCCUGAGCCCUGGGCAUUCCUCCUGAGCCUGGGCACUGCCAUGGGCAUUCCCUCCUCAGCCCUGAGCCCUGGGCACUGCCACCUGCGCCUGGCCUGGCCAAGGGCAUGGCUGCACUGCUGGAAUACCUUUGGAGCUGCAUUCUCACUGAGCCCUGGCCAUUCCCACCUGAGCCUGGCCUGGCCAAGGGCCCAGCUGCGCUGCUGUAAUAGCUGCAGAGCCACAUUCCAGCAGCACAGGAGCAGCCAGGUACCCCCUGUCCCACCAGCACCCCUGGGCUCCACUGCUUCCAUCCUCCUCCUGCUCCUGGCUGGGAGUCUGACCCAGCUGUGAAACAUUCCCUGCCCCUCUGCAUGUUCCAGCAGGGAUUUCAGGAUCCCACACCACUCUGUUUACACUGUUUGUGAUAAAGGAUAGCAAGGAGAGCUGCCUUCAGCACAGCCAUGGUGCUUCCUGCCGCUGAGCUGUGCUCUGGAGAGAGCUGUCACCAUUGAAGCUCUGGGGCCAAAGGCAGAAGGGAACACUGGGGUUUGUAUUCCUGUUUUGUUUCAUUGCUGUCCCCUGAACUGCCCCCUGGUGUGAGUGUGGUGGAGUGCUUGAGCUGUGAGGUGGUGAGAGGUGGCCCAGGUGUGUGCAGGGCUCACCUGAGUGAAAAUGGGGCUGGUGCUGUGCUGAGACAAUAAAUGUUCCCCUUGGA